Strongylocentrotus purpuratus (purple sea urchin) is the source of this 575-nucleotide messenger RNA. Its product is annotated as mitochondrial import inner membrane translocase subunit Tim9. NCBI's taxonomy places the organism in Eukaryota, Metazoa, Echinodermata, Echinoidea, Camarodonta, Strongylocentrotidae. The record is from RefSeq and is a predicted model, not a curated record. Bases 215 to 475 code for a protein of 86 amino acids. The transcript has 4 exons.
AUCAUCAAAUUCGCAACAAUUGAAUACGCUUUUUCGGUUACUUGUUUUCACAUACCCAUGCAUGCCGUGGAUUGUGAUCUCUUCACUCGCCCGAGUUGAGAUCUGAAAGACUGCAGAUCAACAUUUGUAAAGCUUGACUUUCACCUACACCCCUGUUGCUGUUCCACAGAAGAUCUGGUACCUGCAGCAAAGAAACUAGCAACACUUUGAAAUCAUGGCAUUGCAACCUCAAAUGGAUCCAAAGCAGUUGAAGGAUUUCCUCCAUUCCUACAACAAGCUAACAGAAGCCUGCUUCUCGGAUUGCGUCAGUGACUUCACCAGCAGAAAACUACAGGACAAUGAGCAACGCUGUUCAUUCAACUGCAUGGAGAAGUAUCUGAAGAUGACCCAGCGAGUAUCCAUGAGAUUUCAGGAGUACCAGGUCCAAGAAAAUGAAGGUCUCAUAGCUCAACAAGCCAAGUUCGGUGGUAGAUAGUACAUGCUAUGGACCAGACAUAAUUACGUUGAAUUAUUAACAGUGUUGUAGUCAAGUCCAGCUUCGGCCAUGUUUCGGUGGCCUUGACCUGUGUACAAAA